Molecule: messenger RNA, 3153 nt
Organism: Candidozyma auris
Lineage: Eukaryota; Fungi; Ascomycota; Pichiomycetes; Serinales; Metschnikowiaceae
Exons: 1
Coding region: 1-3153 (1050 amino acids)
Biological process (GO): protein deubiquitination; double-strand break repair via homologous recombination
Molecular function (GO): ubiquitin binding
Source: RefSeq, a predicted model, not a curated record
AUGUCCCGUGUUCGGAAGGGGCUCUCGUAUGUGCUAGGCGACACAAGCGCCAACGAGAAUCACAUCUUGCCCAUCAAUGCUAUGCAGCUCCUGGCGAAGUCCAAGUGUCUAUUCACUGGAGGCAGAGACGGAGUGGUGAAAGUAUGGAGUCCCCAAAUAGACGGGCCCAGCCUGCCGCUGUUCAACAUGGGGGAGUCCGAUUCAGAAGAGCUGCUAGUUCAGGAUCUCAAUGAGCAGCUUCUCAAGUUAGAGACGGCCAUACUGUCUACAUCUCUUCAGCAUCGGGACCUUUCCACAAUGUACGACUCUUCGGCGACACUGAAUAGAAACACUCAUUUCGAUUGGAUCAACGAUAUCAAGCUUGUGAACGGGGACAGGUCGUUGGUGACUGCUCUGGCAGAUCUUUCCUUGAAGUUGAUCAAUCUCAAUACCAAAGAUGAGAACGAUGUACAUAAGUUCUGCAACGUCCAUACGGACUACGUCAAAAAGCUUCUGUCCAUUGCCCUGCAGAACCUUGUUGUGAGUGGUGGCCUUGACGGAACGGUUGCGAUCUGGGACCUCAAGACAUUAAAACCGAUUCUGCACUUUCCCAACUUCUCCGGUGCUCCCCACCUUCCUUCUUCCGUAUACGCUUUGGCAAAUAAUCACAGCAACUUGGUCUCUGCUGGCGGGCCCAGCAACACAAUCAACUUAUACGAUCGGCGUAUCUCGAAAGAAGGAGGUGCCAACCUUAUUAGAAAGUUAGUGGGGCACCAAGAUAAUGUCAGGUGCCUUUUGAUGAACUCAGACUUCAUCUUGAGCGGUUCUUCUGACUCGACAGUGAAGCUAUGGGACAUGCGUAACUUCAAGGUAUACAAAAACUUUGAAAUGCACGAUGACCCGGUUUGGAGUCUCACAACUCCGUAUGCCUCGUCUCCAGGCCUUGCUGGAGAUUCUGGAAUCUCUGACUUCAAAGUGUUUUACUCUGGAGAUAAGGCAGGAAAUGUUGUGAAGACGGAUUUGAGUUAUCUUUCUGCACACAUUGCCGACGAAGAUGUCGUGGAGCCAACAUUCACUUCUACUGACCUAACACUUAUAGAUGAGAAGCUCGGACUCUGCACCUUGGUUGCAAAAGCCGACUCGCCAAUCGUUUCGUUGUGCGUUGAUGAGGACAGCUCCAUCUUCGCAUCGACAUACAACGCACUUUACCGUUACUACAUUCCAGAUACUCAGCAAAUGGCUAAGUAUCAAUACUAUAGAACGUAUGUUGACCAUCUAGUCAACAUCGACAACCAGACUGACGAUGACCACCACCAAGCUAAGCUAGAAGGAGCCACAGCAGAUCAAUCUGAUCUCAACUCUGACUUUUACGACAUCGUCAGCCAUCUUUCAAUGGACACUACAUUAGACAUUCAGUCAUCUUUCUCCAAUUACCCGAUGUCGGUGACAAAUAUAGAGCGGGACGCAAUAGACGGAAAUGCCGAGUAUAACUCGAUGUUUUUGUGUAUUAAUGGGGGCCCUUCUACUGAAUUUGUUAAUGCGUACAAGGAGGAGCUCAAGCCAACGACAAUCGAUGAGGAUACCACAGUAGACCAGACCCCUGUGGAAAUUUUGCUCAACCCCAUUCCUGCUUGUCAAGUUAUCUCGGUAGCGUUCAAUUCACGCCCCAUAGAAAGGUUUCCAUUGAGUCCUAAGUCUAUUGUGGCGAAGCGCAUGCUUAACAACAAGCGCUGGAUGGUUGUGCUUUAUCACAAUGGAGACAUCAAAAUAUGGGAUGUGUUCAUUUGUCGGGUGAUCAAGACAUAUCCAAGUAAGACAGGGAGUGACAAAAGACUAUCUGAUGAUGACAUGAAAGAGAUGACUCGGGCCAUGGACCAAAUCGUUCAAGAAAAUCAAACGCUAGAUACGUUCAGCAACUGGUGUGAAGUGGAGAUCAGAUCAGGUAAACUCUUGGUGUACAUAAUGGAGUCAUCUUCUCUCAAUGUGGAAAUUUACUACGACGAAAUGGUGAAGCAAUACCCAUUUAUGGCUCUCGAGAAGAACCAGGUAGCCAAAGAACACAUGGCAAGAGCCGUUGACGAUGAGAGAUACCCAUUGUCGAUUAUUUUCCUCAAUUCAAUUUUUCAUCAAUAUGCUUCCUACGAGCUAAAGAGUGACGAAAAGGCCAGAGAAGAGCUAAGGGCUUCAUGCGCAAAACUGAAGACCAGCGGGACUGGUUCUGAAGUGGAUCUGAAUUCUAUUUCUAGCAGGGCCGAAGACUCAUCCAAGAUGAAACGACUCUUUUCACGAAGGUCAUCGAAAGCUAAUCUUGCUCUGAUCCAAGUGGCCAAGCCUGAUUCCAGCCCUGCUCAAUCCUUUGCUAGUAAUUUAAGCGACCUAGCGGAUGAUCCGCUCACCUUGACUGACACAUCGAGCAUCUCUGACCAGAACGUUGCUGAUGACUCCAUUCUUAAACUUAUCCAGCAAAACAGACAAAAGUACAUGGAAUUCUACAAUCAGCAGGGAAACAAGAAGACGGCUACAACGGCGAUGUCUCUCUAUUCAAAUGACCCUGCGUUGAGUGGAAAAGAUGAAGGCUCCUUGUACUGUCCGUUCAUACCCGUGGAAAAGCUACCCGGAAAUCUUCUAAUCAUCAUAUUUGAAAAUUCUCCUGAUCUUGGCAAUUACAGAGAUGUUUGCAGCUUCCACUUGGAUGAGAUCACAGCUUUGACGUACCCUGUACAGCUGAUGAGCACUACGUACCAUCUCAUCAAGGACCUCAGACAAACUCUUCCAAGAUGGAUAGGGAACACAAUUUUGUUUAAUAAAUACGAUCGAAAGGAUUGGCCCAAGGUUGCCUUCCAGCUUUUCGAGGCAGACUACUCAUCUUACCCAGCAGACAAAAAAAUUGGCGGCAAAUCACAGAGAAAGAUCAAACGUCUCCCACCUUUGGAAAGCUCGCUUAAACUCACGUCGCAAAACAUGCUUCGAGUGAACAAGGUGUUACUUUACGUUACAGAGAAAUUUGAGUCGAGAACCUUGGAAAUGAAAGAAAAAAGGAAACCCUCAGACUGGUUGGAGCUAGAGUGUCGUGGCCAGAUUUUGGACCCAACAAUGACGCUACAGACAAUCAAAACCAAGAUUUGGAAGUCUAGCAGCGACAUUGAGCUCCAGUUCAGAAGAAAGUUCGAUUGA